UGAUUUCUUAGAGGACCCGACCAGAGCAGUGUUUGAAGAACUGAACUUGAAAGCAGCACGGUGAGAGGAAGGAGGAUGCCGCAACAAAGCUGUGAAGAAGGACCCUACAACAACUACACGCGCCCGGUUGAGUUGCGGCGUUAAAUGCGCGCUCCUGUGUGCCUCAACUCAGCAACAAUAUGUGUAUGGCAUUACGAAGACACUGGAUAAAGAAGUCACAACCACAUAGCUUUUCUGAGUUGACAGGACCUUGCUAAAUUUCAUUUGUCCAAUGGAAGCCAGUGGACGCAGCCAGCGAUGGAAGAUGCAUGUCCCAGAGUUUAAACAUAGCAGGAAAUCCCAGAGUUCAAAAGACAGUGAGAGAGACAAGACAAGAGACAAAGAAGGUCCACACAAAAGUGUAACUAUAGCACCCCCCAACUCGAGCUGUCUGACAGAUAGACAAUAUGUAAAGAGAAAGCCCCUGUUCUCUGCAGAACAACAUGCAUCCAUCUUAAAGAAGACAUAUCCAACAACACAGGACAACACAGAGAAGGAGAACCAACUGCGUUUUAGCAGAAGAGAAGAACAUCAGCAACACACUGACAUGAAAUUCUUGACUAGAGCAAGAUCAGAGCUGACUCCGGAGAGUUUCAGCCCCUCUCACAGUGACAUCUGCUUUCCUUUAGCAUCUAGAGAGGACCUCGGCUCACCCCUCACUGUCUCAAAACUUAGGACCAAGUUAAGCCAUGAAGAACCCACUUUUGGAUCACCUUUUCCUCAGAAUAGCAGAUCAGCUCAACAGAGCCUGUCAAACUCAUUCCUGGAGGUUCAAAGGCUAAACCUUCCCCUGAGGCAGCCACUGUCCUCCACUGUUCUGUAUCCUACCUACAGCCCUCGUUCAGGGAACUACAGGCCAGGCCACUCUCAACUCAGGCACAGAGGAAAGGAAGGAGAAAAUGGGGGAGACACCAAACCUUUCUCUUCUAGAGGACAAUCAGAAGGACACCCAAUGACUCCCUAUCAGGCGAACUACUGGGCCUGUGCCAUCCAACAAACUUUGUCUCAAACUCCAGACUUGCACUCUGCAGGCUGGGACCCAAACCGGGACUACCAGGCCCUGCUGGAUUACACCUACCCCCUGAGAGCAGGAGAGGUGGUCACAGAGUGGAACAGCUCCGAGCCACAGGCAGAGUCUCUCCUCCAAACAGAUCCAAACAUGCAGGACUCAGGGAUUGAACUGACUAACUUUUGUAGCUCUACCAGCCAGUCAGGGUUGGACUUUACUAGAAGCAGCACAAGGCAUUCCAAAGAGAGAAGCAAUGUUAGUGUGGGUCACACGUUAUCUGAUGGUCUGCCCUCAAGUGUCUCGACAGAUCCUGUGGUGUUUUCUAGGGACAAUCUGGUCACCAGUAAAUACAGAGGUGGACUGAAUCGGUACAAAGUUGAUUGUCACCAUUAUCAACAUCAUGCACGGUCCUCUUCCACCUCUGCUGCUUUUAUCCGCUCCACCGGGCUUCCACAGUCCAGGUGUGUGUGUGGAGAGGUGGACGAAGAGUUCUAUCCUCUUCCAGAGAAGCUGGAGGAGCUGCAGCUGCUAUCCAGACAGAUGAGGGAGGUGACAGCUCAGCUGAGCCAGACUGCCACAGCCAGUUUGGCAUCUCUGGGAUCAGUCACCACCUCCAUCAUCAACUCCUCUAUCACCCUCCCUGAGAAACAGGAAGCUGGAGUCAAAGAGCCAGAGGGCAUCAGUCAAGACACACAUGAGGGAAAAGAUAAGAUUGGCAGAGAGGAGAUGAAUGCUGCUCAGACAGCUGAUCACAGGGACUCUGAGGCAGUGGAGAGGAGCUCUGGAGCCUGGCUAGAGCCUGUUGUAGAGGGACUAAAUCAGCCCAGUCUCAGGGAGCUGGAGGCUUUGGUGGAGCAGCUGUGUGGCCUCGCCAUGCCUUGCAGCCAAAAGAACCGCCAGGAGAACCAGGAGCAAAGUGACUCCCUAAUGCAACACAUCCAGGUGUUCUGUUCACACCUAGAGCAGCUCAUCCAGUGGCUCUAUACUGUAUCAGAGAAGAUGGAGCUGCUGGCUGCACCCACUGUGGACAUAGACAGUGUGAGGUCGUCCUUGGCUGAAUAUCAGAGUUUUCAAAGAGAAGUGAGCAGCCAUCGGUUCCUGACCACCUCUGUUCUGCACACUGGACAGCUUCUCCUCAGCUGCGUCAACACCACAUCUCCAUUUUUAAGAGACACCCUGCUGUUGAUCGAGAGGCAGACUGGAGCUCUGGAGACCCACACGGAGCACUUCUUCUCCUCCAUCCUGUCUGCCAUGGACACCCUGACUCAGCCCAGUCCAGGCCAGAGGAGCAGAGAAGAAGACCUCAGCCCUGUUGGGGUACAGGGGUUCACUUUAUAAACAGACUGUAGGAUCCAUAUGUAUACAAAUGUGGACAGAGUGCACAAUCUGAAUCUGACAUGAAGUUACAGAGUCCACAGAGCAGCAGCACGAGCUCUGAUUCGCCAGCUGGAGUAUGCUGGCAGGAACUUCUUUCUCACAGGAAGCAAUAACUUUUUAACCUUUUCUAACCAGCUGGUUUAACAAAGUAACCACAGGACAUGUGGUAGCUUUCUACAAGUACAACAUAACACCAGCUCUUUUAAAACAUAUUUUGAUCUGUUCUCACUGAUGUCAGUGUUGUGUGUUGAGUUAGAGAGUUCUUGUCAUUAGUUAGUUCACCCAAAUCACAAAAUAACAUUUCUCUCUUCUUUCCAGUCAGACACUUUUGUGUUUAUUUGUUCAGCUUUGGCGAUAUCUGUCUCUGAGCCUUCUGCCCCCAGUACAGUACAAUAGAAGUGAAAAGAAAUUAACAUGUGGUGCUCACGAUGUUAAACAGUGAUCCACCAUAAUAUCUCUUUCCAGAAUCAGUCACUGAUGUUACUUACAUCUGCAACCUGGACAAUACAACAUCAACAUGUUUAGGCCAUAUCCUGAUCUACCACUUGUGCAUAUCUUGAUAUUAGGAGAGCUCCUGAAAAGCACCUCUAUUCAUAAAUGCUAGGACUGGGUGAUACAAUCGUGUCACUUUACUGCUAUCCAGCCUUUAACACCGAGAUUCAAGAUUCAAAGGUUUAUUUGUCACAUGCUCAUACAGAAUGUGCAGUGAAAUGUUUUUGUGACAUGUACUGUACUUCUGUGCUCAAUUUAAGUAAAAAUAAAAAUAUAAUGCGGUGCAAGUAAAAUACAGUAGAAUAUAAUAAAUACAAUAAAAUACAAUACAAUAAAAACAUUUUUUUGUUGUUGUUCAGAGUGCAGAGUUUAGGGCUCUGAUUGCCGCAAGAAAAAACUGUAUCUCAUCCUCUCUGUGCGUGUUUUAUGACAGCGCAGGCAACUGCCUGACCUGAGGGUCACAAACAGUUGCAGGGGUGAUGGGGAUCCUUGAUAAGCCUUCUAGCGCUGAUGGUAUAGCGUGCGGUAUAAGUCAUGCAGAGGGGGAAGUGUGGUACCCAUGGUCCACUCAGCAGUCCUCACCACCCUCUGAAGGGCUCGUCGGUCCCCAUGAGAGCUGUUACCAUACCAGACAGAUAUGGCUCCAGUCAGUAUACUCUGUACAGCAGCAGAGUAGAAGGAGAUCAGGAUCUGUUGGGAGACCUUGAAUCUGCUGAGAUAAAGGCGCUGUCUUGCCUUUUUCGUGUCACAGAAAAUCUAAAAAUCUAGAUGGUGGGCAGAAAUCCACCACCAUCUCCUUGGUCUUCUCUCCAUUUAGCAGUAGGCUGUUAUCCUUGCACAACGUUGUCAGGUCUGACACCUCCUGUAAGUAGGCCCGUUCUUCGUUGUUAGUGACCAGGCCCACCACAACCGUGUCGUCCGUGAACUUCGCGAUGGUGUUGGAGUUGUGCCUGGCGGCGCAGUCGUGUGUACAGGGAGUACAGCAAAGGACUCAGCACACAGCCCUGGGGGACACCAGUGUUAUGGAUGAGGGUGUGUGAUAUGUGCCCUCCCACUCUGACAACCUGAGGCCUGGCAGUCAGGAAGUCCAGGAUCCAGGAACACAUUGAUGGAUUCAGGCCCAGGUCAUGCAAGUUAGUAGCCAGCCUGCUGGAGACUACAGUGUUGAGAGCUGAACUGUAGUCUAUGAACAGCAGUCUGACAUAGCCCCCUCCUAUGGUGUCAAGGUGGGAGAGAGUGGAGUGCAUGACCUGGGAGAUGACGUCGCCUGUGGAUCUGUUGGAACGGUAAGCAAACUGCAGUGGGUCUAAGGUGCCCUGAAGAGAAGAGCAGAUGUGGUCUGUCACCAACCUCUCAAAGCAUUUCAUAACCACCGAGGUAAGUGCUACAGGACGAUAGUCAUUCAUACCAGCUGGAGAGCCGUUCUUGGGCAAAGAAAUGAUGGUGGACAUCUUGAAGCAUGUGGGGACUGUGGAUUGUGCGAGAGAGACUGAAUAUGGUGGUGAAUACUGGAGCUAGAAGGUCAGCGCAGGUCCUGAUGACUCGUCCUGAGAUCCUAUCCGGGCCUUACGCCUUUCUGGUGUUCACCCUUUUCAGCUCCCUUCUAACGUGGUGCUCACAGAUAACGGGGUUGAGUGCUGCCUCAUUGGAAGAGCUCCUUCUAUCUGCUUUAGUCAGCCCAGCGUUAGCAUGGCCAGCGUUAGCAUUGCUAGCUUCGAAACGUGCAUAGGAGUUCAGUUCGUUUGCUAGGGUCUCGUCCGCAAUCACCAAACAGGGGCGAGCCCCUUUGUAGUCUGUGAUCUCAUGUAAUCCCUGCCAUAUGCUUCGUGUGUCCUUUUUCUGGAACUGUGUUUCCAUCUUGUCCCUGUAGCGCCACUUAGCAUCCGCUAUAUCCUGCCUCAGUUUGUAACAUGCAGCCUUGUAUUCCGUCAUGAAAUAACGUCUAACAACGGUGUCUGAGCGCUAUUUCUUUCCACCUGCCUUACAGGAUGGUUGCUGAGAUGGAUCAGCGUUUUUCAUCUCUCAACAGCCAGGUUCUAAAAGGUGUUCAGGCCUGUAAUCCAGGAUCUGACAACUUUCUCUGUGAGGAGGACCUCAGAGCUUGCUGGAUCAAGUCAUGUUCCCAACGUUGACACAGGUCAUUCAGAUAUCUCUGACCAUCCCAGUGUCAAGCUGCACAUGUGAAUGGAUGUUCAGUGUGCUGAGACGGCUCCACACUUGGCUGAGAAGCACAAUGGGGCAAGAUAGGAUUCACCAUCUUGCCAUCUUGUCAGUUGAGAGGGAGGAACUCUCCAAGUUAAGUCACUGUCAAGUGAUUGACCGCUUUGCCAAACUGAAACCGAGACAUUACAGUUUACUUCUCAGAAAAUGAUUCACUGAUUAAUGAUUAAUGCAGUACUAUAUGGCUUUAUUGUUUUGUGUAUAUUUUUUUUAUAGUUUUGUGUAUGUGAAUAGAACCCAGACAUGUAGGAGUGCUUUAUUUUUGUUUUACUGUUGCAAAUUUUCAGUUUGAAUGUGGUUGCUGAAAUAAAUAUUUGUGCUUCCUUUUUUUCAAG
Acanthopagrus latus (yellowfin seabream) is the source of this 5472-nucleotide messenger RNA. It is a transcript of the gene cep68, whose product is annotated as centrosomal protein 68. NCBI's taxonomy places the organism in Eukaryota, Metazoa, Chordata, Actinopteri, Spariformes, Sparidae. Bases 272 to 2386 code for a protein of 704 amino acids. The transcript has 12 exons. The record is from RefSeq and is a predicted model, not a curated record.